AAGCGAAACACAAGAAGCUCGUGGCCAAACAAAUUUACGAAGAGGGAGUUACGUACCGAUAACAAGUUUUCCACUUUGAUGAGCAUUCGCGUGAAAUAUUUAUCAAAUAUUAUUAUUUAUGAGUAUUAUUAUUUGUAAAUUCAUGCCUGCACCAAACACUGUUGUUUAAAUCGCGAUAUCAAUGGAUACUAGACCCUUCUCUCACUGCGGGGACACAGGACAUGACACCAUAUAUAUGACACAACUCGACUUUAAACGAUCGGUGUGACUGUCGGUGAUCAACCACGUUGACUUUUUUUUGAAGAAACAUACCACGAAGUUACAAUAAGACUAGUUAUGUAUUUGGGUGCAAGAGGAUAAUAUAAAAAUAAAAGAUGCAUCGUCUUCGUCACUUGAGAAGUAUUAUCGCAUGCGGUGUAAUUCAAAGACAAGGCGACACUGUAUUAGAUAGAAUAAGGUGCAAAAUUUUAAAUGAGCACACAGUUAGAGCGUUGUCUGCAACUACAUGUGUUUGUGCGGAGGAGCCUACUGCUAAACCUUUACGUAAUAUAAAACCGAAAUCGAAAAACAACACUUUGCAAUAUUUUGUGGAUAUAAAAUCGGUGAGGACGAUCGGAGGAAACGGUGGUGAUGGGCAGAUAUCAUUUCUACGAUUAUGGGUGAAUGAUCGAGCCGGUCCCGAUGGUGGUGACGGUGGUCACGGUGGUCAUGUAAUAUUUGAAGCGAAAAUGGACGUGAAAGAUCUUAGGCACAUUAAUUCCAUGAUCAAAGCUGAAAAUGGAGAAAAAGGGUAUAACAAGGAUUGUUUUGGUAAAAACGCAGAACAUAAUGUGGUGAAGGUGCCUAUCGGCACGAUCGUGCGCGAUGUAGACGGUAAAAUAUUAGCUGACUUAGACAAAGAAGGAAUGAUGUUUAUCGCCGCGAGAGGUGGUGCUGGUGGGCAUGGAAAUGCCUUUUUCAAGUCAGACACUCAACAGACGCCUGAGAUAUGCGAAUACGGCGCGGUCGGCGAAAACUUGCAAUAUGUGUUGGAAGUGAGAAGCAUGGCUCAUAUCGGAUUAAUUGGUUUGCCGAAUGCUGGUAAAAGUACACUUUUAAGAGCGAUAUCCAGGGCUAGGCCGAAAAUAGCGGCAUAUCCUUUUACUACUUUAAAGCCUCAUAUCGGCAUGAUUCAAUAUGAUGAUUAUGAACAAGUAGCAGUGGCUGAUAUGCCUGGUCUCAUAGAAGACUCGCAUAAAAACCGAGGGCUCGGCAUAACUUUCCUUAAACAUGCGGAACGUUGCGCCGCCUUAAUAUUUAUUUUAGACGUAACGCAAAAUGAGCCGUGGGAAGCUUUGGAAAUUUUGAAAUACGAAAUUAACCAGUUUAAUAAAAAUCUGAACGACAGGCCUCAUAUUAUUGUAGCAAAUAAAAUCGAUCUACCAGACGCCGAGGUUAAUUUACAGUUACUCAGAGACCAUGUAGAUUUACCAAUAAUUCCCAUCUCCGCUAAAAUAGGAACCAAUGUUUCCACUUUAUUAAAGGAGAUUAGGAUAUUGUAUGAUAAUCUUAAAACUGACACAACAGAAGAUGAUACCAAAUUUUCGAUAUAACUUUUCUGUAAUAAAUCUGGUAAAAACAUACAAAA
Molecule: messenger RNA, 1627 nt
Organism: Solenopsis invicta (red fire ant)
Lineage: Eukaryota; Metazoa; Arthropoda; Insecta; Hymenoptera; Formicidae
Product: mitochondrial ribosome-associated GTPase 2
Exons: 7
Coding region: 375-1592 (405 amino acids)
Cellular component (GO): mitochondrion
Molecular function (GO): magnesium ion binding; GTP binding; GTPase activity
Source: RefSeq, a predicted model, not a curated record